Molecule: messenger RNA, 1032 nt
Organism: Pediculus humanus corporis (human body louse)
Lineage: Eukaryota; Metazoa; Arthropoda; Insecta; Psocodea; Pediculidae
Product: RNA U small nuclear RNA export adapter protein, putative
Exons: 4
Coding region: 1-1032 (343 amino acids)
Biological process (GO): snRNA export from nucleus
Cellular component (GO): nucleus
Source: RefSeq, a predicted model, not a curated record
AUGCCAUUUAGCGAAAGCGAUGAUGACAAUAAUUUAAAAGAAUCUUCGACAGAUUCUGAUUCAUCGACAAAAAAUUAUUUUUCAAAAUCAAAAAGGAAAGCUUUACCAAAACGUCCCAAAUAUAUAACUGAAAAGAAUAAAAAACAUAAUAUUUGGGGCAGCGAUUUGCAAGCAGAUAUUUUAACAAAUUCUUUAAUUAAUUGUAACGUAGAUCAAUCUAAUAAAAGAGUUCGUAGUGUUGAAUCAUAUGACUAUCAAUUAGCUAAAUUAAAUAAGUAUAAUUCUAAUGACUUUAGAAAUAAAGGGAAACACUCUGCUAAAAGGAAACAUAAUGGAGCUUUUAAAGAUAAAAAGCUUCAAUCUGUAGAAACAAAUAAAAGCUGCCAUAACAAUUUAGGCAAUGAGGACCAGGGUAGAAAUAUUAAUAGUCUCGAAACUUCGGUUCAUAAUUCGGAAGAUGAUAUUGCUGCUGACAUUGCUAGCAAACUUAAAGAAAUAAAAGAAGAUUUAAUUUGUAAGGCCAUACAAGUUUUGGGAAAGGAAGCUGUAAUUUCUCUGUUUGAAGAAACUAGAAAAAUUGAAGCAUCAGGUGGAAUGCUUAUUAUGAAUGGGACCAGAAGGAGAACUCCUGGAGGUGUUUUUUUUUACCUUGUUAAAAGUUCAGAUCAGUUGCCUAGGGAUAAGAUAAAUGAAAUUUUUAUUGAAGAUAAAAAAUCAAUAUCUAAAUUAAAAAAACGAACUGCAAAUGAAUUGAAAAAAGCUAGGGCGGCUAAAUUUAAGGAAGCAUUAAAUAAAGAUGAUUUUCCCACUUUAUUAUCUCGUACUGAACUUGUGAUAAAAGAAUUUAAAGCUAAAAGAUUAGCCGAAGAAUCAUCGGAAGUUGUCAAUCCUCCACCAUCUCCAGCAACUGAUGGAAGAGAUUUCAGUAGUGACGGUGAAGAACACAAAGUUGGUAAUAACGUACGCAUGGAGAACAAAUUGACUGCUUAUGAUGAUAAUUUAUUCGAUUGCGAAGAGAAUAAUAUGAAUUAG